AUGGUUAAAGUGACUUUGGUUGACGAAGAGGUUAUUGAGGUUCCCUCUACCGAGGAAAAGAUCAUCGAAGAAAACGAUGCUGACUUUACCGACACCGAUAGCGAAGUAUCUGACGACGAAUAUGACGACGAUGAUAUAGAGAAUGAGACAAUCAUGGAGCGUAUUGUUGCCCUUAAAGACGUUAUUGCUCCUCAAUACAGAAACAGCAUUGCUUCUACCGCUAGUUCUAUUUAUAAUGGUAUUUCUUCCUCUUUUCUUUUCGGAGGUAAGGCUCUCUGGGUCAUUACUACCUCGUCUUUGCUUUUGGGUGUCCCCCUAUCUUUGUCGAUUAUCAGUGAACAACAACUAAUUGAAAUGGAAAAGGAAAUGAAGCUAUCACAAUCUACCAACGAAGUCCUUGCUCCUGGAGCUGAACAAGGUUUCCAGGCCCCUCCUGCCCAACAAUAA
This is a messenger RNA of Sugiyamaella lignohabitans, 447 nucleotides long. RefSeq names its product Tom22p (gene TOM22). The transcript has a single exon. Gene Ontology annotation, biological process: intracellular protein transport. The coding region runs from base 1 to 447 and encodes 148 amino acids. The record is from RefSeq and is a predicted model, not a curated record. NCBI's taxonomy places the organism in Eukaryota, Fungi, Ascomycota, Dipodascomycetes, Dipodascales, Trichomonascaceae. Gene Ontology annotation, cellular component: mitochondrial outer membrane.